UUGUACCAUCCGGCUGCCGGAAUCCCUGAGCCUCAGCCGCCGCCUCGCAAUGUUUCGCUGGAGCAUUAAUCGCUUUUGCGCUGGCGAAGAGAAACGAGUUGGGACACGCACCGUGUUGGUUGGCCACCGCCCUGUUUCAGAAACCGAUGCUUACGUCGAGCAGAAAUUCUGUGAUAAUAGAAUUGUCUCAUCCAAGUACACUGUCUGGAAUUUUCUUCCGAAGAAUCUUUUUGAACAGUUCAGAAGAAUUGCCAACUUUUAUUUCCUUAUCAUUUUCCUUGUGCAGGUCAUAGUAGAUACACCAACCAGUCCAGUAACCAGUGGACUUCCACUUUUCUUUGUGAUUAUUGUUACAGCUAUCAAACAGGGCUAUGAGGACUGGCUGAGACACAGAGCUGACAAGGAAGUAAAUAAAAGCAGCGUCUUCAUUGUUGAAAAUGCAAAGCAAGUGAAAAAACACAGCGAAAAAAUCAAGGUUGGGGACAUUGUAGAAGUGAAAGCAGACGAAACCUUCCCCUGUGAUCUGAUCUUCUUGGCAUCGAGUAAUGACGAUGGGAUCUGUUACGUCACGACGGCAAGUCUGGAUGGCGAGUCAAAUUUCAAGACUCAUUAUGCAGUGCGGGAUACGACUGAGCUCCGGACAGAUGAUGACAUCGACUCCCUUACUGCCGCAAUUGAAUGUGAGCAGCCUCAACCUGACCUCUACAAAUUUGUUGGAAGAAUUAACAUCUACAGAAGUAACCAGGAGCCUGUAGCCCGGUCUUUGGGUCCCGAAAACCUGCUGCUGAAGGGUUCUACUUUAAAAAAUACAAAGAAGAUUUAUGGAGUUGCGGUUUAUACUGGAAUGGAAACAAAAAUGGCUUUGAACUACCAAGGAAAAUCACAAAAACGUUCAGCUGUAGAAAAAUCAAUCAACGCCUUCUUGAUAGUGUAUUUAUGCAUCUUAGUGAGUAAAGCUACGGUGUGCACCACUCUGAAAUACAUCUGGCAGAGUAAUCCAUUUAAUGAUGAGCCAUGGUAUAACCAAAAGACAAUAAAAGAAAGAGAUACGUUCAAGAUCUUAAGAAUGUUCACAGACUUCCUGUCGUUUAUGGUUCUGUUCAAUUUCAUUAUCCCGGUCUCCAUGUACGUUACUGUAGAAAUGCAAAAAUUCUUGGGCUCCUUCUUUAUUGCUUGGGAUAAGGAGAUGUAUGAUGAAGAAAUCAAGGAAGGAGCACUGGUGAAUACCUCGGACCUCAACGAAGAACUCGGUCAGGUCGAGUAUGUGUUCACAGACAAAACUGGAACCCUGACUGAAAACAGCAUGAAGUUCAUUGAGUGCUGCAUAGAUGGACACAAGUACAAAGAGGGCAUUUCAGAGGUGGAUGGGUUCUCUCACACGGACGGACCUUCAAAAUAUUACGGGAAAUGUCGAGAAGAGCUGUUCCUCCGUGCUUUGUGUCUGUGCCAUACUGUUCAAAUCAAAGAAGGAGACAACGUUGAUGGAUUGAUAGUAAACCAGGAGCGCAGUACCUAUAUCGCCUCUUCACCAGAUGAAAUAGCGUUGGUAAAAGGCGCCAAAAAGUAUGGUUUCACUUUUCUAGGACAUGAAGCUGGUUGCAUGAAAGUACAAAACCAAAAGAAUGAAAUCGAAAAGUAUCAGCUUCUUCAUGUACUAAACUUUGAUCCUGUCCGCCGCCGGAUGAGUGUUAUUGUGAAAACCAGUACAGGAAAGUUCCUCCUAUUCUGUAAAGGAGCAGACUCUUCUAUUUUUCCAAGGGUGCAACAAGAUGAAAUACAACAAACUAAAGUGCAUGUAGAACGUAACGCAAUGGAUGGAUAUCGAACUCUUUGUGUGGCCUUCAAAGAACUAACUCAAGAGGACUAUAAAAAAAUUGAUGAACAGCUCAGUGAAGCGAAAAUGGCUCUACAGGACAGAGAAGAAAAGAUGGCCAGGAUUUUUGAUGACAUAGAGACCGACAUGCAUUUGAUAGGGGCUACUGCUGUGGAAGACAGACUUCAGGAACACGCUGCGGAAACCAUCGAGGCCCUGCAAACAGCAGGCAUGAAGGUCUGGGUGCUUACUGGGGACAAGAUGGAAACUGCAAAAUCCACCUGCUAUGCCUCCAGGCUCUUCCAGACAAACACUGAAUUACUGGAGCUGACUACAAAAACGAUGGGAGACGGUGACAGGAAAGAGGAUCGAUUACACGAGCUGUUGCUAGAGUAUCAUAAAAAGCUGCUGCAGGAUUUCCCCAAAAAUAGCGGAAAGCUUAAAAGGAGCUGGACGGUGAGCCAAGAAUAUGGACUGAUUAUAGAUGGCUCGACGCUGUCGUUGAUAUUCAAUCCUUCCCAGGAUUCCAGUUCCAGUAACUACAAAAGCAUUUUCCUACAGAUUUGCCUGAAGUGUACUGCAGUUCUAUGUUGUCGGAUGGCUCCUUUGCAGAAAGCCCAGAUCGUUAGAAUGGUGAAAAACACCAAGGGCAAUCCAAUAACACUAUCAAUAGGUGACGGUGCCAACGAUGUUAGCAUGAUCUUGGAAGCACAUGUCGGAAUAGGUAUAAAAGGCAAAGAAGGUCGUCAGGCAGCAAGAAACAGUGACUAUGCUGUUCCAAGGUUUAAGCAUUUAAGAAAAUUGCUACUAGCACAUGGGCAUUUAUAUUACGUGAGAAUAGCACACCUUGUACAGUAUUUCUUCUAUAAGAACCUUUGCUUCAUUUUACCACAAUUUUUAUACCAGUUCUUCUGUGGAUUCUCGCAACAGCCUCUGUAUGAUGCUGCUUACCUUACAAUGUACAACAUCUGCUUCACGUCACUACCUAUCCUGGCCUACAGUCUACUGGAGCAGCAUAUUAACAUUGAAACUCUGACCUCAGAUCCAAGAUUGUAUAUGAAAAUUUCUGAUAAUGCCAUGUUACAGUGGAAGCCUUUCUUAUACUGGACCUUUCUGGGCGCCUUUGAAGGACUUGUGUUUUUCUUUGGAGUUUACUUUCUUUUUCAAAAUUCAACAUUAGAAGAUAAUGGAAAGGUUUUUGGGAACUGGACCUUUGGAACUAUUGUUUUUACUAUAUUAGUGUUCACCGUCACUCUGAAGCUAGCGUUAGAUACUCGAUUCUGGACCUGGAUGAACCACUUUGUGAUUUGGGGCUCCUUAGCCUUUUAUGUCUUUUUCUCGUUCUUUUGGGGAGGAAUCAUAUGGCCUUUCUUGAAGCAGCAACGAAUGUAUUUUGUAUUUGCUCAUAUGGUGACGUCCGUAUCAACCUGGCUGGCCAUAGUUCUCCUUAUCUUUAUCAGCCUUUUCCCGGAGAUUCUUCUAGUAGUUUUUAAAAAUGCGAAAAGGAAAAACCAUCAGAAAAAACUGAGCAGUAGGAAGGAAUCUGAUUCACUGUCGUCCAGACCUUCUGUCAGACCUCUUCUUUUAAGAACAUUCUCAGACGAGUCUAAUGUAUAG
Emys orbicularis (European pond turtle) is the source of this 3430-nucleotide messenger RNA. RefSeq names its product ATPase phospholipid transporting 11C (gene ATP11C). The transcript is spliced from 29 exons. Gene Ontology annotation, biological process: phospholipid translocation. NCBI's taxonomy places the organism in Eukaryota, Metazoa, Chordata, Testudines, Emydidae. Gene Ontology annotation, cellular component: plasma membrane; recycling endosome; endoplasmic reticulum. Bases 50 to 3430 code for a protein of 1126 amino acids. Gene Ontology annotation, molecular function: magnesium ion binding; ATP binding; ATP hydrolysis activity. The record is from RefSeq and is a predicted model, not a curated record.